GCUCAAUCUGACAGUUGAAAAUUGAGAUGAACGAAUGAAAGUAAAUAUACUUUGUUAGAUAGAAAGAAAUAUUUUCACGGAAUCAGCUUAUAUUGAUUUACGUUUAAAACAGUUCAGUACAAUGAUAAACAUGUUUUGCUGUCUUAAAGGGUGUAUAAACGGAUUCACGUUGACUCCAAGUGUUCCAGUACGGAUAAAGGAAAAUCCGAUUCAACUGGAUUCGCUACAUAUGGGUCAUGAAGUUGUUUUAGUAAAAAGUGGACAGCGAGCCUGUGGAUCAGGUUGUACUCUUGGCAAUGCACCGCUGGUACAAAACAAAGCUUACUUUGAAGUGAAGCUGCAGCAAGGAGGCGUAUGGGCAGUCGGACUUGCUACUAGGGAUACAGAUCUUAAUAGAGUACAUGGUGGGUUAGAUAAAGAGUCAUGGUGUCUAAACAGUGAUGGUACAGUCCGGCAUGACAACAUCGAGCUAUAUCACCUUAGGCCGGCAUCUUGUGACUCACCUACUGAACUGUUAGUGUCAACUGCGUCUGCCGAUGAGAAACCAGAAAGUGACAAGCCUGAUAGUACAGUAGCGGUUAUGCCAGUUGAAGGUGAUGUGAUCGGUAUAGCUUAUGAUCAUGUUGAGAUGAACUUUUUCUUAAAUGGAAAGAAUAUGGAGAUCCCAGUCAGGAAUAUUAAAGGAACUGUAUUUCCUGCUCUUUAUGUCGAUGACGGCGCCAUCUUGGAUAUAAUUUUAGACAACUUCCGGUACCCUCCUCCGUCGGGUUACGAGAAGAUUAUGGUAGAGCAGUCCCUCCUCUAAUUGUAUUUUGAAUUGUGUGUUUGACAAUCUUGUGGUACUGGUGACCUGUAUUAGGUAUCACAGGGUAUGAGACUGGAAUUUUUGUGUGCUUAUUUUAAAAUAUAAUUAACUACUUAUGCUUUACAGUGUUUUGUGCGUCAAGGUAUUAAUGAAUGAUUUUCUUAAAUUUGAUUGAUUUGAAUAAAUUGAAAUGCAAUGUUUUAACAAGUCAGUUUAAUAUUAUAACCGGUACAAUAUUGUGGACGUUUAACAAAAUUUGUAUACAAAAAUACUUGUAACUGCAAUUAUUAAAAAUAUUGUUUGUUUGUCUUAUAAGUACAAUUUUUUUAAUACCGUAUUAUAUUUUAAGUGAGAGUGUCUAUAGUUAAUCUCAGUUUUUUAAGUGUUAGUGAUAAGUGCUUCGUUGUUUUGUAACACUAUAAGGUAUGCUUUUGUGGACUUUAUUGUAAUGUGCUUAAUUUUACUUAAUGUAAAGAAAUUUGUUUAACAAGUUGAAUUAUAAAAAAUACUAUUUGGUAUAUAAAAAUAAGGUUUGCAUAUACGUAAUUUUUACAAGCAGAUAUUAAGAGCGGGCGGUUGUGCGAUUGUCGAUUGUUUCGCAAUCAAUCCAACUGUUUAGUUGUAUAACUAAAAAUUGAGUACCGUGUCCACCACCAUAUAAUCUCUUACGAAUCAAAGAGAGACUAAACAGUUGUGCGAUAGUUUAGUCUUAGGUACACGCAUGCUCUAACAGUGAAAAAUAAACCUUGAUUGUCAAUACGCUAAGAAUACCAUGCAAGGAAAACGCAGCUCUUCUAGAUUUCGUUGCGAACCGCUAGAUGGCGGUUAUACAGUUUCUUUUAAAUACGGAAUAUUACUGACAGUAUUGAAUUAAGGUCUUGAUAAUUUCUUAAUAGUUUUGUUAAUCUAUCUAGAUUUGUUUGUGCAGAAAAAUAAGGUUAUAAAAGUGUUCUAACUUCACCAAAAUAUUAGAGAAAUACAUUGAAAUUUUAUUAUCUCUGUUCACAUUUGUAGGUAAUUUAAAAAUACCCUUGGUGUGUAUCUGUUUCAGAUAAAAUGGAUUUAUAUUAAAUCUAUAGUAUUGUGUACAUAACUAGAUAUCCCUAGAAUUUUCAGUAAACAAAUCUUAAUGUUAAGGACUUAGGUCGUUAUAUUUCAUGAUCUCAAAUCAUGUUUGAUUCGUUCGUUUUACAAUUUAAUCCUUUUUAGUCACUUUAAUUUUUAAUUAUGUAUAAUUAAAAGUUAUAGUGUAUAUUAAUUUUCAUUGAAUUCCACUACAAAAUUAUAUGAAAACGGUUGGGAAAAAUCCUUUUUAUUUAUAAGGUGUGGCUUCCAUUGCUAAAUAGCGUAAAGGUAACCCCACUUAGUCCCCUAGACUUAGCUUAAAUCAUCGACAGGCAAUGCCCAUGGAUUACUAUUAGACAUUAUAGUCCUGCAUUUUGUCUCGAGAAAUUUUUCUAUGUUUUUGUUAUUUUUUUAAAUAACUAGCUGUUCCCGUGCAACUUCAUCCGCAGUAAAU
Messenger RNA from Papilio polytes (common Mormon), 2324 nucleotides. RefSeq names its product SPRY domain-containing protein 7. The transcript has 4 exons. NCBI's taxonomy places the organism in Eukaryota, Metazoa, Arthropoda, Insecta, Lepidoptera, Papilionidae. The coding region runs from base 122 to 805 and encodes 227 amino acids. Gene Ontology annotation, molecular function: protein binding. The record is from RefSeq and is a predicted model, not a curated record.